Molecule: messenger RNA, 1162 nt
Organism: Esox lucius (northern pike)
Lineage: Eukaryota; Metazoa; Chordata; Actinopteri; Esociformes; Esocidae
Gene: kcne4
Product: potassium voltage-gated channel, Isk-related family, member 4
Exons: 2
Coding region: 121-648 (175 amino acids)
Biological process (GO): negative regulation of delayed rectifier potassium channel activity; membrane repolarization during action potential; regulation of ventricular cardiac muscle cell membrane repolarization
Cellular component (GO): membrane
Molecular function (GO): voltage-gated potassium channel activity involved in ventricular cardiac muscle cell action potential repolarization; delayed rectifier potassium channel activity; potassium channel regulator activity
Source: RefSeq, a predicted model, not a curated record
UCCUGUUAAAUCCGAGAGGAGCAUACACCCACAAGGAUACGAAUCAUAAAGUUGGGUCCACAUGUUCCACAGCUCUACUGCUCGGAAACUUUUAUUUCCACCUCAUUAACUCCACUGAGCAUGGAGGGGUCAGGCAACUUCACAGAAUCCAAGGUUCUUCUGCAGAAGGCUAACGGCGCGCCCCCGACGGACGAAAGCUAUGGCAACGCAUACGUGUACAUUUUCAUAGUAAUUUCCUUUUAUGGGGUCUUCCUAGCUGGAAUAAUGCUGGGCUAUGUUCGCUCCAAAAGGAGGGAGAAGAGAAGGUCGAAUAUAUUUACGCGCCUGGUGCACGAAGAGGAGCAGCGGGAAUGGGGCGCGCUGCAAAAGAAGCACAGCAUCACAAUGCCCUUCUUCCAUGUAUCGCUUCCUUUCUCCACGGAGAGCCAGGGCCUUUAUGAAGGAAGGGUCCUGAGCUCCCCUCUGGCCUGCGUCUUGUGUUCCAUGGAGCAAAGCAGCGUCAGUUCACUGUGCUCCUCCGCUGACGUGCGCUUCGCCAUAGAGGAGGAGUCGGACAGUGGAACAGCUGAGGGACCGGACGAGACGCAGAAGAGCAGCUCAACUGACAACAGCGACGACUCGGCAGAUACACUUCGAGAGCAAUUGUGACGCUCAGAACAUAAAAUGAAAGAGGAAAUUAACAUAAUAAAAACUGUAGGCUUUCCAUUACACUACGUGCACGGAAAUAAACUGAGAAGUUAAUAUCAGACUGGAAAAGUUUAGCUCGGCAUAUGGAAGAAACCAUCCCGUUCUGAGCACUGAAACGUACCUGGAACCCACUUGAAAUAUUUUGUCUUGAUCGAAACUUUAUAAACCUAGAUUUCGCAGCCCUGUAUUCAUAAUGUCGACGUAGGUUUAUUAGGGGUUAUUGCGUGAUAAACUGUAAAUAUGGAUUUUGACAUGUUACUACAUAUAGUGUAGUGGUUAAAAACAUCUAAAUGCUGUUCUCUUAAAUAUUUUAUUUUACAUGGAAAUAUACUCACUUUUUGUAGAGAAAUGCAUUUUAAUUUUCGCGACCGGCGAUUAGAGUUUACGCCUCUACACCACUGACAUCCUAAUGUUCCGUUUAAGAGCUACAUUAGGCCUAUUUUAAAUGUAUCUUCUAGGAAAAUAAAUAUGUUUG